AUGGCGGUCCUCAUAUCCUCCGUUGCCUCCAAAGCCUUGGCGCUCUACACUCCGGGGAUUUCUCGGCAUCGAAGGAGCACAGUUUCAUUUGCAUCGUCUCAUCGCCCGCGGAUCCUUGCCAUGAACUUCUGGGGCGCCAACCAUAACCUGCCGAUCAGGAGAGCAACACAAAUCCCUGCAGCUGUUCCAGGCCCAGAAAGUUUGCCAAGAGUAAAUCUCCCUAUGUCCAACAUGCCUUCAUGGCUAUGUGGUUCUCUCAGGAUGACCUUGGUCGUUGGUGCAGUCCUUGUUGCGAUACCUAUUUACAGAAAGAUAAGAGCAUUGGAAGAUAAGGUGGAGAAGACGGCAGAGGUGGCGGUCGAGGUAAUGGACACGGUGGCCGAAGCUGCCGAGAAAGUCGCCGGCGAGGUGGCCGAGGCGUUCCCCGAAAAUGAAGGCCUCAAGGAGGCAGCGUCCAGGAUCAAGACCGUCGCCGAUGCGAUCGAGGAGGAUGCCGAGUUAGCCGAGGCCCUAAUCCAUAAGGUUGAUGAGUUAACGAAAGAGAUGGAUUCCGUGGUCGGUCCUAUCAUCGACGUGGUCAUAAAGGAGAGUGGAGAAAGAGGAGUCGUAGAUGAAGAACCCAAGAGUAAAGAAUCGGACAACAUAUAA
This is a messenger RNA of Triticum turgidum subsp. durum (durum wheat), 648 nucleotides long. The record is from the annotation of a GenBank genome assembly. Lineage: Eukaryota; Viridiplantae; Streptophyta; Magnoliopsida; Poales; Poaceae.